UGAUACCACAGCGAGUCGUGGUGUUUCGGUACCGCCAGGUUUCGGGAAUGAUGCCCGUGUUUUAAUGGACCAGUCAUGACGCCCGUUACGUGAAGCUAGCUUGCAACGUCGCUGUGUUUAAUAACGGAGUUAGUGAAGAUAUCACGGAAUUUGAAUUGUUCCUAGGACGUUGAACGUGAUUCUCAGGCACUUCUAUCCAGGGAAUAUGGACCCUACAUGUUUGUACACGCUGUUGGCCGAAACCACAACGCUGGAGGAUUCCGGAAGUUGGCGGUGUGAGCUAGUCAACCCAUUUGGUUGUACUUCCACUACAUGCCAUGUGAAAGUGUUCGAUCCGGAUCGUGACGUGAAUGUGGCUGUUCAGGAACUUCCAGUGUGGAGCGAGCCGCUGGGGAACACGGAAGCGGCCGAGGAUUCCACAGUAGACCUCAUCACCUGCACUACUGACAAAGGGGAGCUUCGCGUGAAGUGGUUUCGUAACGAUAUACCUUUAGACGACUUCAGUCCGGACUGUGAACGUUUUGUGAAAACGUCAUCAGAAGGUGUACACACGUUGACGAUAAAGCGCGUGAAAAAACGAGACGCGGGAAUAUUCAAGUGCAAAGUCAGUAACGACGUUGGGUGGAUAUCAUGCGACGCCAAGUUCAUAGUGAACGCAAACUCAGUAAUUCCUUACAAUGACAUAGAAAACGCCUUUCCGGUGACGCGGCUCAUUCUGGAGCAGCGGAAGGAGUCCGUGACGUCACUUGAGCGCGAGGUGGAGCUCCUUAGCCACGACCUAUGCGAUACGGCGGCCAUCCAGAAGUUCAUGCUCAAGUGGAAGGUUGAUCGGGACACACCUCUUCACUUCCCUAUCCAUCUAAAGAGCAGAUGUGCGGUGGAGGGAACGAUGGCGGUCCUCAGCUGCCUGGUGGCCGGGGAGCCGCCUUACAAGGUCCGCUGGUUAAAGGGCUCCACCGAGAUCUUCGAGAGUAGUACGCACUAUAUUGACCAACGUGGGCCAAUGUUGAGCCUGACGCUGCCAAGCUGCGCCGAGCAGGACACAGGAAACUACACGUGCACCGUGCGCAACCGCGGCUCCAAAGUGUCCUCUACAUGCUACCUUCAAGUCGAACCCGUGUGGGAGAUCACGAACGAGGUUCCGGUAAAGCCGAUGUUCAUGGACGGCCUGAAGCGACAGACACUCAACGAGGGCGACAUGAUCGUACUCCGUGUCCAGGCAACCGGAAGUCCCAAGCCAGGCUUUAAGUGGUACAAGGACGGUCUGGAGCUGAACGACAGUGAGCGUGUACAGACGGAAGUGUCAAAGAAGGGGCAUGCGCAGUUGGUGAUCGCAUACGCCAGUUACCUUGACAACGGGCUGUACACAUGCGAGGCCCACAACUUCGCCGGGCGCGCGCAGACAAUGUGCAACGUAAGGGUGAGAGAUCUGUUUGAAAUGGAAUUACUAAGGGAAAGGGAAUACACAUACACCGAAGUAAAGACCGAGGCUGAUACCAAUAUUGUUAAUGGUGACAGCGAAACAAACGACGGUGUUGAUGCCCCUGUAUACUCUACCCGCCAGGAGAGUGGCAUUUUCGAGCACGCGCCUUCGUUCCGCUUUCAGUUACCGAAGCAACUAACGGUGAGCGGCCGGGAACGCUUCUGUCUGGAGGUAUGCUGUGGAGGCAAUCCGAGGCCCACCGUGCGCUGGUUCAAGGAAGAACGACAGCUGUAUGAGGGAGAAAACUACAAUUUCCUGUACAUGGGGGACUGGGCGGGGCUAGAAAUCAUCGACCCCAUUCCCCGGGACGCCGGAAAAUACACUGUCAAGAUAUAUAACGACAUGGGUACAGUGACAUCAUCGUGUGACGUCACUAUGGACCUCCCGCUCGUGGAGGGCAAGGAUAUACCGACGCCCACAAUUGAGGCUAUAGAAGAACUGAAGCAAACUGUUAUGAAAGAACUCCCAGUAUCUGAGCAAAUAGUUGAGGACAACUUACCAGUCGCAGAAAUUGUUCCCAGUUAUCACUUAUGCAAUACAGAGGCUGACUGGACAACCCACAUAGAGAAAGAGGUGGAGGUGAUUGACGCGGACGAGGCUCCCAGCUUCCCACACGCGCUUCCACAGACGCUCAGCCCGCACGAGAACGACGAGUACGUGCACAUCGAGUGCCAGGUCCGCGGGGAACCCAUGCCCCAAACUGUUUGGCUAAAAGACGACAAGGAUAUUCCAGAAGGUGAUAAUAUCCACUGUUCCAUGGACCCGAAAACUAGGAUUGCCUCCCUUGUAAUCGAUAAAGCCACAAUCAAUGACAGCGGAAAGUAUGCGUGUGUGGCGUAUUCAGAGACGGGUGGCCAUGCUUCCACAGUUUGUGACAUACAAGUUUUACCCAUGGAAAUGACAUUCGUGGACAGCGAGUGCGAGGUGUCCUCUGCCAAGCGGCUGGUACCAGAGUUCAAAGUCGCCCUCACUGACCUUGAGACAACACAGGGCUCAGAGGUCAAACUCGAGUGCGUGGCAGAAGGCUUUCCCGUGCCCAAGGUCAAAUGGUACAAGAAUGAAACACCAAUCGAGCCCACAAUUGGCAAAUACACAAUAACGAGCAGCGUGGAGGGAAGCCACUCGCUGAUCAUAGCAAGCAUGCACGUGUCAGACGCGGACUGCUACAGAUGCGAGGCGGUGAAUGAGGUCGGCUCCGUCCAGUCCAGUGCGCACGUAGUAGUACAGGAACAGUCUGAGAUCGACAGGUCCGCCGGCCAGGAGCCUCAUUUCGCGAAUCCCCUGCACAGCGUUACCGGGGACGAAGGGGAGACGGUAGUUCUCUCUUGUUUAGCCAAUGGAGAACCCAUCCCCGUUAUCACAUGGCGUCGGGGUGACGUAGAGCUGAAAAGUGGCGACAGGAUCGAGAUAUCUUGCGAGGGAGGGGCGAGUUCUCUCACAGUCCGCGGUCUCGUUCCAAACGACGGGGGUCUGUACAUCUGCUGCGCGAAGAACGCUAACGGACGAGUGGAAUCGUCUGCUUGUCUCAAAGUUAGAGAAAAAUCAAAAACUGUUCCGGAUGAGCCAAAUGCAGUGAUGAUCAGCAAGGAGCGAACGCCAGUUCAAGAGGAAGGAAAUCAGAAGUCAGAAAAUCCAGAAGAGGUUUCAAUGGAAACUAAACCAAAGCACGAAGGCAAUAAGGCUGUCAUAGGAGAUCUGAUCAGUGUAAAGACAGAAGAAAAUGUUGAACACAUCAAUAUGGAAACUAAGUCGACAGUUAUAGCCGAGACUAUCGGAAGUGCGGCGCCGGGACUUCUUUUCGACUUCAAGCGGAUGCCAAAGGUGGUCACACAGCCACUCAACACGUGGCUCAAGGUCGGGGAGGGCCUUAAACUCCAGGUGGAGGUCGUCCAGCGACCAGAAACACGCGUGACAUGGUACCACAACAACAUGCCCAUCGAUAUAGAAGGUUCUGAAAGAUUUAAACUCAUGAUAAAAGAAAGAUGCUAUGAAAAUUGACCAAGGAGUCUUAGAGGAGACCUUGGUAGUUAGUUUCUAAAUGCGUUUCGAAAUUGGAUUGAGUGAAAGAAAGCCAUUGACCAAAGAUCGAGCUGAGCGCAUAAUGAACCGUUGAUAUAUAAGCCUGAAUUUCUUUAGUAUUUUGUUUAUUCUCGGACUAUUCAGUCGUCAUUAUAACGCAUUAACUGCCUAAAAUGUAACGUUUUUUAUUUUGUUGUUGAAGUAAAAAUUUUCAUGAAAAUGUCUUUUGUUUUCUUUGAGGAUAUGCUUUAAUUAAAAGAAAAUUGGAUAUGAAUUUAACUUCAAAAAUGAAACAUGUUACAAUGUUAGGCUAUUUUUAUACAGUAAAUAAUAUGUUUAUUUUAUGUUGAGUAAAUUGUAAUCAAUUAAUUGAGCGUUCUUCAUUGCAUUAAAAUGUCUAAUAAGGGAAACAUAUGUGUAGAAAUGUGUAGCGCAAAACAACUAAUUCGGUCAUAUUUGUAGUUAUAUUUCCCAAUUGUAUCUUUGUGCAAAACUAAGGCGGACAACAGCAUUUAACUUAAUUUAAGUUGUCUAUCUUGUGCUACAUGCGUCCAAUAUGGCGAACAUUAUGACUAGUGCGCAUGCGCAAAUCAUCUUUCGCAAUACUGCACGAACGAAACAGGACGCUUGUUUUCGAAAGUAAAGGACAAGGAUCGUCUCGUGCAAUAAGGACAUUACGUUUACAACUCGAUGUGAUCCAACCAGAUCAAACAACAUAGCAGUGUAUAUUUUGUAAAUAUUAUGAUGAUGACUUACUUUUGUCUUGAAUGAUUCCCACAAUACCGUGUUCCAAUAAUUCAUGACCAAAUUGUUUUUUCCUCUUAUUAUUCUUUAGUUGUUUUGAAUAAUUCCUGUGCGGGAUGUUGAAAUAAAAAUAUUGAAUGUG
Messenger RNA from Mya arenaria, 4388 nucleotides. RefSeq names its product muscle M-line assembly protein unc-89-like. Gene Ontology annotation, biological process: synapse organization; homophilic cell-cell adhesion; axon guidance. Bases 206 to 3481 code for a protein of 1091 amino acids. Gene Ontology annotation, molecular function: axon guidance receptor activity; protein binding. The record is from RefSeq and is a predicted model, not a curated record. Gene Ontology annotation, cellular component: plasma membrane; axon; neuronal cell body. Lineage: Eukaryota; Metazoa; Mollusca; Bivalvia; Myida; Myidae. The transcript is spliced from 20 exons.